Messenger RNA from Odontomachus brunneus, 3577 nucleotides. RefSeq names its product cell wall protein IFF6-like. The record is from RefSeq and is a predicted model, not a curated record. The coding region runs from base 631 to 3513 and encodes 960 amino acids. The transcript is spliced from 5 exons. NCBI's taxonomy places the organism in Eukaryota, Metazoa, Arthropoda, Insecta, Hymenoptera, Formicidae.
AAUAUAUUGCAUCAGUUCAGCAGUGCAGUUAGAAAGAACAGACCUUCUGUUUAUAGUACCUCGUCGGUAACGUAGUUGAAUACGUUCGGAUCGUGAAUUUUUUUGGAAUGUGUCUCGGCAUUUUCCGAGGAUCACCCUUAUAUCAUAUACCUCUGUUAAAUAUUUUCUAACAGUGAAAGGGCCAAAGCCGUAAGCCUACAACCAUUUAGAGAGAGAGAAAGAGAGAACGAACAAUUGAGGCAGUGCAUAAUUCUGUGUUAGGUUAGAUUGUUGGGGUUAGUGUACGAGAUAUUUUGCAAUGUACUGUAUAAGUUUCGCGUGACAUAAAUAAUUACUUACGUUGUAUCAAGUCAGAAGAAAACUGUCUUCUCAAGUUAUGAGCAAAAACUGUCGGAGCAACUCGAUGUAUUUUAAUGCUUUAGUACAAGACAGUACUGAGAUUUCAAAGUUAUAAGAGGUGACAAUCUGUCAGUCUUCAUCUGUCAAUCUUCAUAUACUUUCAGGUAAAAGAAAUAUAUAUGUGAGGAAAAGGUUGUUACUUCAGUCUUACUUCAUUUAUUACAACAGUAUAUGAACCGAUAUAAAGAGGAAUAUUUCUUGUAUUAAAUCGUGAUUGUAUUAGAUAUCAGCAUGUCUAAGACUAAGAAAGAUGUACGUAAGAGUGAGGAACACAGUAGUUUCUCUUCUUGCACGUCUUCAUCGUCAGAUGAAGAAGUGGAUGCAAGAGAUUUAAAACCAAUCAAAGAAUAUUUGUCUAAUCGUAAAGAAUUGGCACGUCAACUUUUUAAGUCUGUUAAAUCAGACAAGAUACGCAUGAUGUUGCCUCAGGUUUUGAAACAAGUAGAUUUAAAUGAAUUGGAACAAUGGUGUGUGAGUGAAUUAAGUGGUAUGUCCAAAACUCGAAUAAUAUCUAUAUUGAAUGACAAACCUAUGUUGGAAUCUUCAGACACAAGUGAAUCUGAAGACUCAGGACCUUCUUUAGAAAUAAUUUCUGAUACAGAAGAAUGGCUCACAGAUGAUGAUACAUGCAAAAAGGAAGAGGAUGGAAAGAAAAAGCUAAAAAGAAAUAAAAUAAAAGUUAAAAGUAAAGCGCAAGUCGGUAAGACAAGCGAUAUAGAUAAGUCUAACGCCAAAGGGAAAUUAGUUAGUAAGAAUGAUAAUGAUGAUAAAACUAAAGACAUUAAAAUAAAGAAGGAAGAUGGCAAAGAUAAAGAAAAGGAAGGAGAUAGUUUAUUGGAUUUAUUGGAGUUGGAGAUGCGCGCACGUGCAAUAAGAGCUUUGAUACGAAAAGAGGAAGAUAUAAUUCCAUCUGCCAAUUCGUCGCAAACGAAUAACAGUCAAACGACAGAUAAUGAUACCAAGGCAUUGCAAGAUGAUGCAAUGGCGAAAGAGGACUGUCGCAAACAACUAGAAAGAAUUAUUAACGCUAAGCAAGGUAAUAUCGGUGAAGAUGAAGACGUGGUCUUAGUAGUACAGCCUACCCCAGUUGUCGAGUUGUUAUCUAGCGAGAGUGACGAGGGAGGCCAUAAAGAUACGCGUGUAAAUCAGAAGUUGAAAAGUAAACGUGUAGCAGAAACUGAGGAAUCCGCAGGCAAUUUGAACGAAGACCCGAAAAAUUCACAACAUGUACAAAACUCGAAAGAUAAGGAAACUCAAGAAACGAUAGCAUCACACAAUAAUACAAGUACUGUGGCUAGAGCCGAUUUAAACACUAGAAGCGAAACAAAAACCAAAAUAUCAGAGAGAAAUGUAGAUAUAAAGAACAAUAUUUUGUCGAUAUCUAUUUCUGCGGAUAACGUCGCGGACAAACGAAAAAAAUCCAAGAGAAAGUUACGCGCGAAGUCGCAACUUGCUUCUUCCACCUGUAACAUCAUUCAAAACUCUUCUCAAUCCAAACGAAUGAAAAAUGUCCCAGCUACAGAACAACCGAUUGAUAUAAGAGAUGAGAAUAUUAACGAACAGUUGAGGACAAGUCCGAUUUCUAAUGAAAGCAAAGUUACCAUCGAAGAGGACAAUAGCGCGAAGGAGAAAACCGCGGAAGAAAGUAAAGUUGAGAAAGAAAGAUCGGCAGACUCAGACGAGAUAAUUGAUUUGGACGAUUAUUGCGACGUUAUGGACAUGGACAACUGUGAUGACGAUAAAAGUCAAAAUGAUAUCGUUUCACCCCAACGAGAUAAGCAAUCCGUACUUCAAGCUGCACCGAACGUGCAAACCUCAGAAUCAUCCGAAACAUGGGCGUCGCGUUAUUAUCAAACUGACGAUGUUCAGAGUGUGAUCAAAGAGUCGAAGAUUCAGUCCGAGAUCCGGAAACGUUUGAGAGAACGUCAGAGGCUAUCCAAACUGAACAAAUCGCCAAACACUAAUUCAUCUUCCCAGACGUCAGCGAAUCAGGUAACUGUUAUAUCCGAAAAAGCUCCAACAGGCUCGGUGGAGGAAUACUUGGCAUUGAAACGUGCGACGAAUGCAAAUAUUGGCACCAGUAACAGUGAUAGUGAUAAUACUGCUACACAGAAUAGUGACAAUACUGCUACACAGAAUAGUGAUAAUACUGCUACACAGAAUAGUGAUAAUACUGCUACACAGAAUAGUGAUAAUACUGCUACACAGAAUAGUGAUAAUACUGCUACACAGAAUAGUGAUAAUACUGCUACACAGAAUAGUGAUAAUACUGCUACACAGAAUAGUGAUAAUACUGCUACACAGAAUAGUGAUAAUACUGCUACACAGAAUAGUGAUAAUACUGCUACACAGAAUAGUGAUAAUACUGCUACACAGAAUAGUGAUAAUACUGCUACACAGAAUAGUGAUAAUACUGCUACACAGAAUAGUGAUAAUACUGCUACACAGAAUAGUGAUAAUACUGCUACACAGAAUAGUGAUAAUACUGCUACACAGAAUAGUGAUAAUACUGCUACACAGAAUAGUGAUAAUACUGCUACACAGAAUAGUGAUAAUACUGCUACACAGAAUAGUGAUAAUACUGCUACACAGAAUAGUGAUAAUACUGCUACACAGAAUAGUGAUAAUACUGCUACACAGAAUAGUGAUAAUACUGCUACACAGAAUAGUGAUAAUACUGCUACACAGAAUAGUGAUAAUACUGCUACACAGAAUAGUGAUAAUACUGCUACACAGAAUAGUGAUAAUACUGCUACACAGAAUAGUGAUAAUACUGCUACACAGAAUAGUGAUAAUACUGCUACACAGAAUAGUGAUAAUACUGCUACACAGAAUAGUGAUAAUACUGCUACACAGAAUAGUGAUAAUACUGCUAUACAGAAUCCUGCAGCUGUUAAUUCCGAUAAUGAUGUCAGUGCGAAAGAGAACUCGGUGCAGGAUGAAAGUAUUCCUUCAGAUCUAGAAUGCCCAGAUAGCACAGAUGUUGCUGUAGUACAGACGAUAGUGCAGACAGUCGAAACUAAUUGUUCUUCCUCCUCCUUACCCAUUGAAACUGUUGCUGUCGAAACGACGGAAGAAGUUCUCGAUACAACAAACAAUAAUGAACCGGUUUAAUCUAAAUAUAACUCAUUUUUCUCGAACAUUAAUAAAGUUAUUAAUAAAGUACAUUUUCUUGAAA